Pantherophis guttatus is the source of this 7459-nucleotide messenger RNA. RefSeq names its product solute carrier family 6 member 8 (gene SLC6A8). NCBI's taxonomy places the organism in Eukaryota, Metazoa, Chordata, Lepidosauria, Squamata, Colubridae. Gene Ontology annotation, molecular function: gamma-aminobutyric acid:sodium:chloride symporter activity. Gene Ontology annotation, cellular component: plasma membrane. The record is from RefSeq and is a predicted model, not a curated record. Gene Ontology annotation, biological process: amino acid transport; sodium ion transmembrane transport; nitrogen compound transport.
GCGGCGAUUGCGAGGAGACAGCGGCAGCACCCGAAGCGGCAAGCCCAGAAGCGACCAGAGCAGCGCGAAGGCGACGGACGCGAAGGGAUCGGCUCGUCCCCUCCGCCCUUACCCCGUGCCCUGCCGUGACUCCGGGCGGGGUACUGUGGGGGUUUUCCCCCCCCGGCGGAUUUCGCCGACCUUCGCCCUCGAGCAACCCCCUUCCCCGAGUCCACUGAACACAUGAGGUUUUUCAGGUUGACCUUCAAGUGCUUCGUGGAUUGUUUCUGAGGCUCUGCAAAAUCCCUGCCCUCCCCUCCGAGCCGGCUACCUGCCCCAGCGAGACCCAGCCCCAGCUCAGCCUCCACUCUCCACCGUCUCCCGCUCGCCUCUUGCGAGGGGGCUUCUGCCUGCAAAACCCCCCCCCGCUCCGCACCCCUUCUCGUCUUUUCUCUUUUGAGCAUCAUCUCGAUCCGUCUGGAAGGGGGCGACCGGGACUCGGGAAUCCCCCCAGGCACCAUGGCCAAGGGGGCUUCGGCGGAGGGCGGCGGCGGCGGCGGCAUUUACAGCGUCUCGGUCGAACCGCAGGACAAAAAGACGGGACCCCCCGCAGCCGCCAUGUGCCAAGGAGCCUCAGUCGGGAGCAAAGGGGAGGCCGUGGACACUUGCAAGCCGACCCUGGCCUUGCCGCCCCGCGAGAGAGAGACUUGGACCCGGCAGAUGGAUUUCAUCAUGUCCUGCGUGGGCUUCGCCGUGGGGCUAGGCAACGUGUGGCGCUUUCCCUACCUGUGUUACAAGAACGGGGGAGGUGUGUUCCUCAUCCCGUACAUUCUUAUUGCCCUCCUUGGUGGGAUUCCCAUCUUCUUCUUGGAAAUUGCUUUGGGGCAAUUCAUGAAGGCUGGAAGCAUCACUGUAUGGAACAUAGCGCCAAUUUUCAAAGGACUGGGAUUUGCUUCCAUGGUGAUUGUCUUCUACUGCAACACGUACUACAUCAUGGUACUUGCCUGGGGCUUCUACUAUCUGGUGAAGUCUUUUACAGCCACCCUGCCAUGGGCAACCUGUGGGAAUCCCUGGAACUCCCCAGAGUGUGUGGAAAUCUUCCGACAUGAAGACUGUGCCAAUGGCACUGCCAGCAGCAACCUUACCUGUGAUGAACUUUCCGACAAGCGGUCACCUGUCAUCGAAUUUUGGGAGAACAAAGUGUUGAAUAUUUCAAAAGGCCUAGAUUACCCUGGGGCUAUCAACUGGGAAGUGACCCUGUGCCUCCUGUCUUGCUGGGUCCUUGUCUAUUUCUGCGUUUGGAAAGGCGUCAAAUCUGCAGGAAAGAUUGUCUACUUCACUGCUACAUUCCCUUACGUGGUGCUCAUUAUACUGUUUAUUCGAGGGGUGAUGCUGCCUGGAGCUCAGGAUGGGAUAAUUUACUAUCUCAAACCCGACUGGUCCAAACUGGGUUCCCCUCAGGUGUGGAUUGAUGCUGGGACCCAAAUCUUUUUCUCCUAUGCCAUAGGACUGGGGGCACUCACUGCCCUGGGCAGCUAUAACCGAUUCAACAACAAUUGUUAUAAAGAUGCCAUCAUUCUGGCACUGAUUAAUAGUGGGACCAGCUUCUUCUCUGGUUUUGUAGUCUUUUCCAUCCUAGGCUUCAUGGCUGCAGAACAGGGAGUUGAUAUCUCUAAAGUGGCAGAAUCUGGACCUGGGCUGGCUUUUAUUGCCUAUCCAAGAGCUGUCACUCUGAUGCCAGUUGCUCCUCUCUGGGCUGCCCUCUUUUUCUUCAUGCUGCUGCUUCUGGGCUUAGACAGCCAGUUUGUAGGCGUUGAAGGCUUUAUAACUGGGAUCCUGGACUUCUUCCCAUCCGCUCAUGCCUUCCGAUUCCAGAGAGAGAUCACCGUGGCCAUCUUCUGUGUCAUCUGCUUCUUCAUUGAGCUGUCCAUGGUGACUGAGGGGGGCAUGUAUGUCUUCCAGCUCUUCGAUUACUAUUCAGCGAGUGGCACAACACUACUGUGGCAGGCCUUCUGGGAGUGCGUGGUCAUCGCCUGGGUUUAUGGGGCUGACCGUUUCAUGGAUGACAUUGCCUGCAUGAUUGGGUACCGGCCCUUUCCUUGGAUGAAGUGGUGCUGGAUGGUCGUGACUCCUCUCAUCUGCCUGGGUAUCUUUUUGUUCAACAUUGCCUACUACAAGCCAUUGAUCUACAACAACUCCUACGUUUACCCCUGGUGGGGAGAAGCCAUUGGCUGGGGCUUUGCACUAUCUUCCAUGUUGUGUGUCCCUCUUUUUGCUCUCUACAAAUUCAUCCGUGCCAAGGGAACGCUGGCUGAGCGCUGGCGCCAUCUCACCCAGCCAGUCUGGGGUUUGCAUCAUCUAGAAUACAAGGUGCCCGAAACAGAUGCUUUGACCACCCUCUCCCCUGUCCUGGACGGGGGUGCCAAAGUUGUCAUCUUGGAGAGUGUCAUGUGACCAACGCUCCCCCACUGCAAGAGAGGCCCUGUCUCCGUGCCACUCUGCCCUGGGCUGCCAAUGGAGGAGGCGGGGAAAGGAUUCCAUCUGUGAAGUUGAGGGGGGAGUGCUCCCUACCUGUGAGGAAGAGGUAUUAGGGAUUCUUCAUCCAUCUCCACCUUUUCCUCUCAAGCACCAGAAUGGCUGAGAGGUGAUUUAACGAGUUCCCUCCGAUCUUUGAUCAGAAGGUUGGAGUACUAAAGGCCAUAGGGGUGGGGGGGGAGGGAAGUGGGGCGGGGAAGAGAGCCUUAGAUUUACAUUUUUUUAAAACAAAGAAGUUAUUUUUUAAAAGAUGAAAUAUUUUAAAUUUCUAUAUACAUUAUAAAUAUAUAUAUAUAUAUAUACACACACACACACAACCAGAUAUAUAUAUAUAUAUCUUUAGCCAAAUGCAUGGAACACAGAUUCCUUCCCAUUCAGUGGAUGACCGCUUUGGGAUCCAGAGCACUGCACUUUUAUUCCUUGCUUAGGUGGGGGGAGGAGGGUUGAUCAGGUUAGAGAGAGCUGUAUAUCUGGACCCCGUCUCUGGUUUUGUCAAGGAAGCAGAGUCUGGCACUUAGCAGAAGCAGGAAAGCUUCAAAAGGGAGCUGCUGAGAACCCAGGUCCCUGGGUGCCUACUACCACAGUCAGCAGGGAGACAUAAAGAGCAACUGCAAUUAGCAUUGGGGACUUUAUUCUCAGUUUUGUCCCUCUUACACUAAAGCAGCGUCUCUCGUUUUUCCUGCCCUCUCCCCAGAUCUAGGAGGGUGACGCUCCCCUCAUGCCAAAAUGGCAGCCCUCUUGGCCUGUCUCUAUCAAUAAUGGGCACUAAAAGCCUUUCUCUCCCCAACCCUCGCCAAACUAGGGGUCAAACCAACCAAAUAACUUGAAUCACGGGAACCCUUUGUAUUAAGACUACACGAUGAGUUUCACAGUAUUAACAAGUUUCAUAGUAUUACAAAUUUGCCCAAAAUGAGAAUACAGGAGAGGGGAUCUCCAAGAGCAGGCCCUGCUCCUGGAGAAAACAUAGCCCUUUCCUGGCAUGUCUUGCAUUUUACAGAUUCUCUCCCCCACCUCCCCACCGAGAUGGACAACACUAUUUGGUUCCGAUGUUUCAAGUGCCUCCUGUGUUGUCAUUGAACUGCCUCAUCAACCCACGGCUUCCAAAAGCAUUAAAACCUACUUUGCGAAAUGGUGCAGCAGUGUUUUCUGCCUGGCACCUGCAAUUUGCAGGAAUUACCUUCUGGGUUGGGGGCAUUGGGGAGAGAAGGCACAUGAUAAUUCUCCAUAAACACAUUAGGGAAAGAGUCCAGGGGUUCUGUAGGAUUUGUAGCCAGAAUUAGAAUCCAAACCUCCCACCCUCCACCCCCCGGGCUGCCUGAAUAAAUCUUGCCAAAGUCUGCUUCCAUGUCAAGAGCAGAACAGCCGUGGAUAUGCAGGUGUUAUUAGACUACAGUUCCCAUCAUCCUUGGCCAUAUAUUGUGAAACCGAUGGAAUUUGAAGUCUAAGAACAUUUGAAAGGCCACAGAUCCCCCACCUUUAUUUGGCAUCAAAUCAUUGGUGCCCCUCUAUGCCAGUGUUUUUCAAAUUUGGCCAUUUUAGGAGGUGACUGUGACCCAUGCUGCCUGUGGAAUUCUGGGAGUUGAAGUCGAUACCUCUUAAGGUUGCCAAGUUUGAAAACAUUGCUUUAUGCCAUCCUUUGCCAACUGGUGCCCUUUGACAGAUGUGAUGGACAUCACCCAGGUUUCUUAGCCAGGACAAUCAACAAUUGUGCUGGCUGGGAAUAGCCUCUUUGUUGAAAGCACCAAAUUCAGGAAGGCUGCUAUAAUGCUUUAUGCAACUCCCAAUAAAUCUUCACUAGUUUUUUUAUUUGCACAUUUUCUAAGAAAGAAAAAGUGUGUUGUGUAAAUAUACAUUUAUUCGCAUAUCUAAAUAUCCAAGAGAAACCGAAUCUUAACUGUCGUAGAGAGCUUCAUACUUGUCUAUUUUUAAAAAGAAGCACUUAUACAAGAAAUAGAAAUAUUUAAUUUUCUUAUAUUUCUGCAGAUUGUACAAAAAAGGGUGAAUAGGAAAGAAAUUACAGAAGUUUAUUUUGUGACAAAAGUUAUAAAUAUUUUGUCUAUAUUUGUUUAAAAUAACAAUCCAACCUCAUGAAAUAGGGAAUUGGAUGUUUUUGAAAUUUUAGGAUUAGUAUGUAGGAUGAUCAUGUAACAAAUAAGCAGCGAUUUGGGAAAAAUGAACAAGAUCUGGCAGGGAGGAUUGAACUGAUCUGCAUUAACUAAGAAGUGUGGGAUUCAUUUCAUCGGCUGCAUGUAGUUUGUAUUGUCUGUACCUAAUACUGUUUUCUGGUAAGAUCAGUUUUAAGGCUUCUGAUGUGUUUAACUGCUGCUUCACAGAACAACUGUCAAAUCACCAAGCCAGGCAUGAUAACUGCCUGAAAAACUUAAUAGAGCCUCCAUAGUCAAUUAUUGUGUACCUUUGAAUAUCAGCUGCUGUGGAAACCUAUGGGGAGAGAUUCUCACGCUUGAUUUGUGAGUCCCUUGAAAGCUUCAGAGCUAGUUGCCAUUACAAACAAAAUGCUUGGGUUGCAUGAAUACCAGAUCAAAUUCAGCAGAACUCCUUAAAUUAAUUAUGUUUAUUUGCAAGUCAGAAACACUAUGCAAGAUGCCGAUACAGCAUCACAUCUAAUAAACAAACCUAUUUUUCAUAAUGCUUGGUUCAGAGUUUAGUGCAUCCACGUGCAGUUGUUAAAUAUGACAAUCUGCAAGCGAGCUGCAUGUGUUUCUUUCACAUUGUUUUCUUUUUUAAAAAAAAUGCAUUGUAGAGGUUUUUAUGCUUCUUUGAUCAUUUUUGGGUCUAUGCAGCUAAUGCAUUUAACAUGUCUGUUCCAACUGAAUUCUUCCUCAAUUUAUCCCUUCAGGAAAAUGGGCAUUUUCAAUGCAGUUCUUGCCCACAUUUCUUCCAGCUGCCUCCAACAGAUCACUGACUCUUGAUUUUUUCAAUUUAAAUAUAGCGUGCUAUUACCAAGAUCUCCAUAUAGGUGUCGUUUUGAGAACCGCAUUACCUUGUAAGCAAAAAUAAAUUUGUGACUCAGUAUUAAGACUGAAAGGCCAUCUUUCAGAAUGUUUUUCUUCCAUUUCCUAUUAAUGCAGAACACAGUAACUAAAAUCCCCUUUAGAAAGUGUGUUGUUUUCAGCCACAGCUUCACAUCCCUCCCUGAAGUUAACCUUUGCAGGACUAUUCCUCCUGCUUGUUGCCACUCACUCAGUAACAAAGACCAUCUUUCAUCCUUUUGCACACAAGAGCUACUGUCUUCUUUGCCAUCUUUUUUUGAGAAUUUGCCUUCACCCUUAAACACACCAAAAACAUUUUUAAAAUAUUGAUGACCACAACCAGGCACAUUAUGCUAAAAAAAAUAUUAAUGAAUGAAGGGGCUCUGCAGGAAAGAAAUGAUAGGAAAACCCACAAAAUGUCCACAAGGUGAGGAGGCCAUGUUGUCUUGACAGAAAUAAUAAUAAUCAGUGUCCAAGCCCAGCUGUUCACACCUUAACUGCUUCCUUGGAUAAUUCUGCUCCAUAAACUCUAUUCCCAUUGUAGAUGUGUCAGCUCGAUGGCCGAGAUUGCCAAGUGCCACCGUUCACAAAUCUUUGCCCUUUCUAAUGCCUUUACUGCCUACACGGUGACUAGGAGUUUCUAGGAAAGGAGGAUAGGAAACAGGAGGAGAAAGCAAUGGAUGCUGCUUGAUGAUUUUGACCUGUGCCUGCCCAGAAAGCUUUGCCUUCAUUGCAGGCUUCCCCUACCAUCACCCCCACAUUUUCCUUCUUCAUUUAUCAUCUCUCCAUCCAGCUGAGUUAGCAGUGAGGUCCUAGAUUGUAGGGCUCAGAUUUUUCACUAGGUUGUUCACAUCUCUGACCAGCCCUUUCCUCCUCCCUCGUUUCUUCCCCACAUUUGCCUCCCCAAGUAGCACUGCCAAGCCUUCUCACCCUCUGAGGCAGUCAGUCCCCACGUCUCAUCCCAAACACAUAAGCCACAAACCAGAAUGGUGUCCUAGGUUACGAUACUGAUAAGAGAGCUGAAAGCCAGCAAGAUUUCAAUUGGUUUAUCCAAGGCCAUUGGCUACUGAUAAGAGUUUGCCAAAAUAAGGCCAAGAAGGUUUUGUCCCAGAGCAAAAUAAACCCCCAAUGAGAUGAUACCCUUAGUUGCCUUCUUCAAAUAACAAUUGACAAAGAAUUUGCAGGUCUCGGUCAGUGAUGUCAAUAGUCUUUUGUUUGUUGCCUUUGCUGGGGAAAUUCCUGCCUGCUGUUCUGACACAGAUCCAUCUUGGUACACAUUUUUGCACCCUUUUUAUCUUCCUUGUAUUAAUUUGCCAGCCAGGGCUGGAAAAUGUAACCAAGAAUCCAUUACUGUCGAAUCUUAAAUUUGGAUAGAAGAAAUGAAACAGCAUAGAACAUUCCGAUGAAAGACACUCAAGAAAUAUUAGUUCCAGGAGUAAAAUAAAAUGUAACCUGGAGAUUUCUGACCACUUCCACCAGCAUCCGUGUGCAAAAGUGUGAAACCUGCCCCAUAGUCUAGUCCAAAGCAAAGAAUUUCCAGACCUUCAGCUGCUGCCAUUCAAACACUCCCAGCCCGUGCAAAUGCUACACUCUGUUUUCCAUUUUGCAAAUGGAGGGAGAAAUGGCAAUCAUCAGCCUCUGCUCAAGGCCUACUAUGCUCUGGGAGAUUACAUUCAUCACACACACACACAUCAGGGCACACACAUGCAUGCACACAUACAUACACACCUUGUGUCCCGGUCUUCCAACAUUGCAGCUUUAAUCCCAAUUGCCAGUAUUAGCUCAGUGCCAGGUAUAUUGCAAAACGUCUUCAAAUCCCAUUCCUCUGUAAUCAACUGCGGGUUAUAUAUUGUCUGUAAUUACUUUCGUGUACAGUAUGUAAGUGUGUGUGUGUGUGUGGGUACGCUCGCUCUAUCAUGGAACAUAGCAAUAAAAGGAGCCACCUUGACCUUCCA